AUGGAUCCUCAUGAGAGCUUGUAUCAUGCCUCCACGCUUUUAGGGCGCGCCGACUCCAGCGGUCGCCCGCCCGUCUACAAAGCCGUCGGUAUCUCGCUAGCCGUUGCCUCGGGCGUCUUCAUCGGUAUUUCCUUUGUGAUCAAGAAGAUCGGCCUGCUCAAGGCAAACGUCAAGUACAAUGAAGAGGCCGGCGAGGGCUAUGGAUACCUGAAGAAUGCGUGGUGGUGGCUAGGCAUGACGCUCAUGAUCCUGGGGGAGAUCUGCAACUUUGUCGCAUACGCCUUCGUCGAUGCUAUUCUGGUCACCCCGUUGGGUGCGCUCUCCGUCGUCAUUACCACGAUCCUCUCUGCGAUUUUCCUCAAAGAACGACUCAGUUUCGUCGGCAAGGUCGGCUGUUUCUCUUGUAUUAUUGGGUCUAUCGUGAUCGCGAUGAAUGCUCCCGAGCAGUCCUCCGUUAGCGAUAUCCAGGGUAUGCAGAAGUUCGUGAUCGCUCCGGGGUUUCUGUCGUAUGCGGGUGUGAUUCUGGUCGGGGCGGCAUUUACGGCGCUCUGGGUGGGUCCCCGGUAUGGCAAGAAGAACAUGUUUGUUUAUAUUAGCAUUUGCAGUAUGGUUGGUGGAUUGAGUGUUGUUGCGACGCAGGGUCUGGGUUCGGCGAUUCUUGCCCAGAUCAAUGGCGAGUCCCAGUUCAAGCACUGGUUUCUUUAUGUGUUGUUCGUUUUUGUGGUUUGCACGCUGCUGACGGAGAUUAUCUACCUCAACAAAGCGCUGAAUCUUUUCAAUGCCGCUCUCGUCACCCCAACUUACUAUGUCAUGUUCACUAGUGCGACUAUCAUCACUUCCGCCAUCUUGUUCCAGGGCUUCAAGGGAACUGGUAUCCAAAUUGCUACUGUGAUCAUGGGCUUUAUGCAGAUCUGUGCCGGCGUGGUCCUGCUACAGCUAUCUAAGUCUGCCAAAGAUGUUCCAGAUGCUGCCGUGUUUAAGGGCGAUCUGGACCAGAUUCGCGAAGUGGCUGCUCAGGAGGAGCCUGAAUAUGAGCCCAAGGCUGACUCGAUCCGCGGUGCGGCAUCUAUUCUUCGCCGAAUCUCGACUACUCGCCGUGAACAUGAACACGAUGAAGCCCGGCGCUUCAUGAACGAGAAGCAAGAGGAUUUCCUGAAACCGCCAGGUCAAAAUGAGAUUAUCGAGUGGGAUGGUAUUCGUCGGCGCAAAACCGUUAUUGGAGAAGGACCUACCAUGUCUCGUCCGCUCACGCCUCGCUCACCCUCGGUCAGACAACCGCUGCCCCCAUUGGGCAUGUCUCGAUUCCCCGAUCCAGAACCCGAGGAUGACCACCGGCCCAACACCAAGCACAGCGGACACUCGUUCUUGGGCGAGAUCCGAUCUCGCACAUCAAGUGUUCUCCACAAUGGUCAAUGGCUACCCGUCCACAAGGAAGACGAGAAAAACGCCAAUAAUGACACGGAAAUGACGACUCGUAAUAGCGCCGUCGACACCGAAUAUCACGGUGCUGCAGGCGGACUAGAGCCACCCUUCCGCCCAACAGGCCGCGACCGCAGUGACACACCGCGCUCCAUCUCCUGGGCUGACGAGAAAGGCGACGACAACCGACCUCAGACCCACCACGCUCUCGAACCACCCAAUGUCGCACGCCGCCAAUUCUCCUUCAACAGCAUGUUCAGCCGCCGCAAGGCCCAAAGCACCCCGACGUCCCCCAAACGCACCGGCAGCCCACCACGCAGCAUUCUGCGCCGCGCCACCGAAGAAGAACGCCUCGGCCUCGUCCGCGGCGACUCGCACACUGCAGAAGAAACCCUCGGCGAGAAACUCGAGCGCUGGUCCAGCUCUGAAUCCGAUCUAUCUGAAAUUCAACCUAUGCACCCACACCCGCUGCCGUCAGGCCGUGCCCACGGCGACUCAGUCUCCAGCAUGUCCACAUCCGCAUUCCCACCAUACGAAGACCACCACGCAUUCUACGCCCAGUCCGGCAACGUUUCGAACCCGUAUUACCUGCCCCACGCUAGACAGACGACGUCCUCGGAAGAGCACAUGGACGAGCACGAAGGAUGGAGCGCUCCACGCUCCCGCACGAGAACAAACUCCUCCUCACACGUGCGCGCUCCCCCACCCGCGCAGUCCUCCUUCUCAACGCACCGCCAUCCCAACCCGCUCCCGCCACUGCCGGAUAACGCUCCUCUUACACUAGACGGCGGCGUGCGAUCCGUCUCAUCAGAAUCCUCGGAUAUGGGCGUUGCAUCGAUUUCGUCGAUGGAGGCUCGCGAUGAUGAUAACACGCCUGCGGCUGGGGCUGGUGCUCCGACACGACAGCACAGCGGUUGGCGUCGGCAUAUGUCUGAGGUUAGCAGUGCGGAUGGUGAGACGUAUGAAAGGCGGAGUCUUCCUCGUGGAAGUUCGAAGGGGGCGUUUCUUUGA
Messenger RNA from Penicillium daleae, 2430 nucleotides. RefSeq names its product DUF803 domain membrane protein. NCBI's taxonomy places the organism in Eukaryota, Fungi, Ascomycota, Eurotiomycetes, Eurotiales, Aspergillaceae. The record is from RefSeq and is a predicted model, not a curated record. Gene Ontology annotation, molecular function: magnesium ion transmembrane transporter activity. Gene Ontology annotation, biological process: magnesium ion transport. The transcript is spliced from 2 exons. Gene Ontology annotation, cellular component: membrane. Bases 1 to 2430 code for a protein of 809 amino acids.